Messenger RNA from Sitodiplosis mosellana (orange wheat blossom midge), 3663 nucleotides. RefSeq lists its product as uncharacterized. The record is from RefSeq and is a predicted model, not a curated record. Bases 62 to 3628 code for a protein of 1188 amino acids. The transcript has 2 exons. NCBI's taxonomy places the organism in Eukaryota, Metazoa, Arthropoda, Insecta, Diptera, Cecidomyiidae.
UAUUUCUCAGUUCCUCUUCAAUCUUGCGUAAGAAAGUGACACUAAUUGUUAAAAAAAAAACAUGGAUUUGAAAGUGGAUAUUGAAUAUCGUGAAAUGGCGUUCAAUAGGCGGAUGCUAACGUUCGCAGUAGUGAAUCGUGCUCACAUUGAUAUAAAAGAAUUCUUGUUUGAUGCGUUCAACUAUUAUGAAAACGAACUCACGCAAAUUUUGGAUACUCAUCCAACGGUUAAGGUGAAUACGUGUUUCAGUGCAACAUUCGAAAAAAUUGUCGCGAAAAAUGUAUCAAACGGAGUUGAAAAUAUGGAAGUGGACGUGAAUGAUGACUUAAUGGAUGUGGAUGAGGAUAACCCCGAAAAUCCAGUGGUGAAAACGGAAAAGCAGACACUCUAUCUACACACCAAAUCUGUGGUUAUCGAUCGUGAAGCUGACUUAUAUCAAAUCUUCGAGGAAUAUGUCAUUAAAACUAUCAUGAGCAAAGUUGAUGACGCUAUCAUGCGAGGCUCAGGAUUUACGCUAUCAUCGCUUAAUGAGCUACUUGUGCAAGUCAACAGAUAUGACCCGUUAAGAGGAUCGUCAUAUAUAAAAACACCGAAAUACUUAGCAUCCAAAAGGGCAAUUGUUAAUGUAAAGAAUAAUGAUAAAUAUUGCUUUGAAUGGGCUGUAUUAUCAGCAUUGUAUCCAGCCAACAUCCAUACAGAUCGCUUGAAUCAUUAUGAAAAACAUAAAAAUAAACUCCUCUUCACAGGAAUUGAUCUCCCAAUGAAAAUCCGCGACAUUUCGAAAUUUGAGUAUUUAAAUCUGACAAUAUCUAUUAACGUAUAUAUGUUUGACGAGAAAGCGAAGAAAAUACAGCCUGUGCGAAUAACUAAUGAAGUUAAGAGAAACCAUAUCCAUCUUCUUUUACUCACUGAAACAACUGGUGCGAACGAGACAAAGGCUCAUUACUGUUGGAUUAAAAACUUAAGUCGACUGAUUUCAUCUCAAGUAUCGAAUCAUCAUGGGAGACACUACUUCUGUGACCGAUGCUUAAAUUUUUUUCAUCAACUGAAUAAAUUGGAGGAACAUCGUGCGAAUUGUAAUCGUCAGAACGUGUGUGGAAUUGAAAUGCCGACCAAAGGAGAUGAUAUAGUCAAAUUCACGAAUAUUAAGAAUCAAGUGAAGGCACCAUUUAUUAUAUACGCUGACGUUGAAGCUCUUUUAAAAAAACCCACUGAACCAUUCUGCAAGCAAAACGACAAGAAACCUGUGAAAACCCUAGCUUACCAACAGCAUGAAGUUUACAGUAUUGGAUGCUACUUUAAAUGCUCAUUUGAUGAAUCGCAAUCGUUUUAUAAGGCAAAACGUGGUCCUGAUUGUAUUGAUUGGUUUGUUGAAGAGCUACAUCAAAUGUCGAAAAGUUUGGCGACAAUUUUCAAUAAUGCGGUUCCACUAGUAAUGACAUUAGAAGAUGAAGAAAUCUUUAACAAGGCUGAAAUUUGUCAUAUUUGUGAAGGAUGUUUGGCAAACGGGAAAGAACCGACCGUAAGGGAUCAUUGUCAUUUCACAGGAAAAUUUAGAGGAGCUGCACAUCAAUCAUGUAACCUGGAAUAUCGUCAAAAUCGCACCAUACCAGUUGUUUUUCACAACUUGACAAAUUACGAUUCCCAUUUCAUCAUAAAGAAACUCGCAACUGGCUUCCCUGGUGAGGUGAAGGUUAUCCCUAUUAAUAAGGAGAAAUACAUAUCUUUCAUAAAAACAGCUGCAGAUAGUUCGCACGACUUCAAAUCCAUGGUCAAGUUUAAAUUUAUCGACUCCUUCAGAUUUAUGGCUUCAUCACUAGAUAAACUGUCAUCUUUAAUACCAUCGGAGAAGAAAACACUGCUUCGAAAUGAAUUUAGAGAUAUAAAUGAAGGGCAAAUGGAGUUGUUAGAACGAAAGGGUGUUUUCUGUUACGAUUAUGUAGAUUCUUGGGAGAAACUUGAAGAGACGGAACUACCACCGAUAGAAGCGUUUCAUAGCAAAUUGAGUGGUGAAAACGUUUCUGAUAAAGAUUACAACUUCGCGAGAGAGGUUUGGAGUAAAUUUGAUGUGAAAACUCUUGGUGAAUAUGCUGAUCUAUACCUAAAAGUUGAUGUUUGUCUGUUGGCGAUUGUUUUCGAGAACUUCAGAGAGACAUGUAGCGAAAUUUACAAGUUAGAUCCAGCCAAUUAUUACACAGCACCAGGACUUUCGUUUGACGCUAUGCUGCGAUACACAAAAGUUGAAUUAGAGCUAUUGAAAGAUGUAGAUAUGCUACUGUUUGUCGAAAGAGGAAUACGUGGUGGAAUCAGUCAAUGUAGCAAACGGUAUGCUGAAGCAAACAAUAAAUACAUGGAUACGUAUGAUAAGGAGAAAGAGACUAGCUACAUCAUGUAUGUUGACUGUAACAAUCUUUAUGGAUAUUCCAUGAUGCAGCAUCUCCCAAUCAAAGGGUUUCAAUGGUGCGAGAAAGAGUUCACAGCUGAGGAAAUUUCAAAUAUUGCCGACGACUCGGACAUAGGUUAUAUACUCGAAGUUGAUCUAGAUUACCCAGAAUCCCUACAUGAUUUACACAACGAUUAUCCAUUCUGCGCUGAAAAUAAGCUAGUACCAAAUACCACAAACGUUAAGAAACUAUUAUUAACAUUGACCGAUAAAAGAAACUACUUAAUUCACUACAGAAUGUUAAAGUUGGCUCUAAAGCAUGGAUUAAUUUUAAAAAAAGUUCACAAAGUAAUACAAUUUGAGCAGACUGCCUGGUUAAAAUCAUAUAUCGAAUUGAACACAAAUAUGCGUGCUAAAGCAAACAAUGAUUUUGAGAAAGAACUAUACAAAUUAAUGAAUAAUGCUAUUUUCGGAAAAUGUAUGGAAAAUGUUAGGUCUCGCGUGGAUAUUCGCUUAAGAAGCAAAUGGGAUGGUCGUGGUGGGGCUCGUGAAUUAAUUGCUAAGCCAAAUUUCAAAAGAAAUACGAUUUUUGAUGAGAACUUAGUUGCGAUAGAAAUGGCUCAAACAAGUAUUGUUAUGAAUAAACCAAUUUCUAUCGGCAUGGCUAUUUUAGAUAUUUCAAAGGUGUGUAUGUAUGAAUAUUAUUACGACUUCUUGAAGCCUAAAUAUGGCUCAAAUAUUGAACUUGCUUACACGGACACCAACAGUUUUAUAAUCCACGUUAAGACUGAAGAUUUCUACUUAGACAUGAAAGAGAACUUGGAGCGAUAUGAUACAAGUGAUUACCCGAUCGACAACAUAUUUGAAAUACCCAGAGUUAACAAAAAGAUUCCAGGUCUAUUCAAGGAUGAACUCAACUCAAUAAUAAUAAUAAAAUUCGUAGGGUUGAGAAGUAAAAUGUAUUGCGUUUUAACAUAUGAUCCAGAAGCCAAUGCUAAGAUGAAGAAAGCAAAAGGUGUCAAAAAAUGUGUCUUGAAGAGGGAGAUACAGUUCAAUGACUAUGUGUCUUGCCUUCAAAGCGGUGACAGUAUUUCUAAGAAACAAAAUACUUUUCGAACAAAAAUGCAUACCGUCUACACCAUCGAACAAGAAAAAGUUGCUCUAAGUCCAAAUGAUGACAAACGUUUCAUUCUACUCGGUAACAUUAAGACAUUGGCCCAUGGUCAUUAUGGAAUUAAGGUGUGAAUUAAUAAAAAACUUUGUCAUAUUGUAAACACAAA